Molecule: messenger RNA, 942 nt
Organism: Linum tenue
Lineage: Eukaryota; Viridiplantae; Streptophyta; Magnoliopsida; Malpighiales; Linaceae
Source: the annotation of a GenBank genome assembly
AUGGUGUGGGUUCAGCUCCCAGGCCUCCCAGUGGAAUUUUACAAUAGGGAAGCUGUGCUUAUUAUAGCUCAGAGUAUCGGGAAUCCAAUCCGUGUGGAUAGGGCAACGGAGUUAGGGGCGAGAACAAAGUUUGCCCGUGUCUGUGUGGAGGUGGACCUGACUCAGCCAUUGUUAGCAAAGUACAGCAUCGAAGGAAAGAAAUUCUUAAUACGCUACGAAGGCUUAGAAAACAUCUGUGAUCAGUGUGGGUCCUAUGGAAAACCACCAGCCCAAUGCCCAUGCCAAAAUCCGACCCCUGUGAGCCCUACUGGUGAGGUAGAAAUGGUGGAAGAAACGCAACUUGAGAAUGAUCCAUCGAAAGGCAAAGCUUAUGGGGAUUGGAUGACGGUUAAAAGGAAAGAUCGAAGGCCACAAGGUAGGGGAGGCCAGCGAGGGAACCAUGGAGAAGCAUCUAAGAACUAUAUACAAAAAGGAAACAGAUUUGCUACUCUUGGAGAAGAAGCCCACGUGGUGCAUGACCAUGCACACGUUGAACAAAUAAUAGAAGGGAAGGAAGGUACAUGUGGAAGAGUAGGGGAUACAGGAAUAAAAACCACAAAGCAAAGUGGUAGUGAAACAAACAAACAAAAUGAAGGAAAUAAGAAGAGCCAUGGAAUGAAUGACAACAGUGGGAAGAAGAGUAGCCUGACAACUGGCGGGGUUGACCGACCUCACCCCAAGGGCAGAACCCGGGAUAACACAACGGUGGAGGAGGGGGAGGGGAAUCGGUUAACAAAAGAUACCGGACAAGGGAGCGGAGGUACAUCCACCAUGGCAGCAACGCAUAUACCUACUUCUUCGGGUGCCCAGAUUGAUAAGAAUACAAGCAUGAAAGCCACGACAGUAAUGCAGGGUGUGAAUAAGAAUGGUGCGGGGAACCGAUCCCCUUCAGGUAAUAAAUGA